Messenger RNA from Morone saxatilis (striped sea-bass), 1248 nucleotides. RefSeq names its product potassium inwardly rectifying channel subfamily J member 12a (gene kcnj12a). The record is from RefSeq and is a predicted model, not a curated record. Bases 16 to 1248 code for a protein of 410 amino acids. Gene Ontology annotation, molecular function: inward rectifier potassium channel activity. The transcript has a single exon. Gene Ontology annotation, biological process: potassium ion import across plasma membrane; regulation of monoatomic ion transmembrane transport. Lineage: Eukaryota; Metazoa; Chordata; Actinopteri; Moronidae. Gene Ontology annotation, cellular component: plasma membrane.
CUCCGCCUCACUACCAUGCAUGGCAUGAACGGCUUUGGCAAUGGCAAGAUCCACACACGCCGCAAGUGCCGCAAUCGCUUUGUCAAAAAGAAUGGCCAGUGCAAUGUGCAUUUUGCCAAUAUGGACGACAAGUCGCAGCGCUACAUGGCUGACAUUUUCACCACAUGUGUUGAUAUUCGCUGGCGAUGGAUGCUGGUAGUCUUCACUCUUGUAUUUGUUGUCUCUUGGCUAGUCUUUGGCUUAGCCUUUUGGGUUAUUGCUUUGCUGCAUGGAGAUCUGGAUAACCCAGCUGGAGAUGACAACUUCACUCCAUGUGUCCUACAGGUCAAUGGAUUUGUGGCUGCCUUUCUAUUCUCCAUUGAAACACAGUCUACCAUAGGUUACGGCUACCGCUGUGUGACUGAGGAGUGCCCAGUGGCUGUCUUCAUGGUGGUCUUCCAGUCCAUAGUGGGCUGCAUCAUUGACUGCUUUAUGAUUGGCGCCAUCAUGGCCAAGAUGGCGAGGCCUAAGAAGCGAGCACAAACUCUGUUGUUUAGCCACAACGCUGUCAUUGCCAUGCGGGAUGGAAAGCUGUGCCUCAUGUGGAGGGUGGGGAACCUUCGCAAGAGCCACAUUGUAGAGGCCCAUGUCAGGGCACAGCUCAUCAAACCUAGGAUCACUGAUGAAGGGGAAUAUAUUCCUCUAGACCAGAUAGACAUUAAUGUGGGCUUUGAUAAAGGCCUGGACAGGAUUUUCUUGGUUUCACCAAUCACGAUUCUCCAUGAGAUAGACGAGGAAAGCCCCCUUUUUGGGAUCAGCAAACAGGACUUGGAGACAGCAGACUUUGAGAUUGUUGUCAUCUUGGAGGGAAUGGUUGAAGCAACCGCCAUGACCACGCAGGCUCGCAGCUCCUAUUUAGCCUCUGAGGUCCUUUGGGGUCACCGUUUUGAGCCAGUCUUGUUUGAGGAGAAGAACCUAUAUAAGGUGGAUUACUCUCACUUUCACAAAACCUAUGAGGUGCCGUCCACCCCCCGCUGCAGUGCCAAGGACAUGGUGGAGAACAAGUUCCUAGUCCCCAGCUCCAACUCCUUCUGCUAUGAGAAUGAGCUGGCCUUCCUAAGCCGAGAUGAUGAGGAGGAGGAUGUAGGUGGUGGUAGCAGGGCACUUGGAAACCUCAGUCCGGACAGGAACAGCCGACAUGAGUUUGAGCGCUUACAGGCCACCAGGGUGCUGGAUCAAAGGUCAUAUCGUAGAGAAUCGGAAAUAUGA